CUUCACUAUUUUUUCAAAAACACCCAUCCAAUUGUAUAUCCAAAGACACAUAGUUAAUAUGAGUGAAGAAGUUCCCUUAGAGAAUAGAAUUUUCACUAUGAAUGAUGAAGUUGACAUUAUUAUAUCACAAUGUAACAACUCAACAUCAGAAUCAGGAAAACCUGAUUCCAAAGAGAUCCGGAAUGGAAUCAACACACCACUAGAUGAUUGGCUUCCCAUCACCAAAUCAAGGAAAGGAAAUUUAUGGGCCACAAUGUUUCAUUUGCUUUGCUCCGGAAUUGGAAUCCAAACACUCGCUCUUCCCCUUUCAUUCGUAUACCUCGGUUGGUUUCGGGGAAUAAUGUGCUUGUCUGUGGCAUUUUCAUGGCAGUUAUACACGAUCUGGUUGCUAGUGAGCCUUCACGAAUCCGUCCCUGAUACUCGUUACAGCAGAUACGUUCAACUUUCGAUCGCUGCUUUUGGUAUAAAGUUGGGAAAACUUUUAGCCAUAUUUCCAGUAAUGUAUCUUUCUGGGGGCACAUGUGUUAUGCUCAUAAUUACUGGGGGCGGAACAAUGAAACUGUUGUAUCAACUCUUGUGUGAUAAUUAUUCUUCCAAACACCCCUUGACAACCACACAAUGGUUCUUGGUUUUCAUUUGUUUAGCUAUCCUUAUUUCUACCCUUUGUCCUAGUAUGCAUUCACUGGCUUUGGUCUCUUUCCUUGGAGCGACCAUGGCCGUUGGAUAUUGUACAAUGUUAUGGAUAGUUUUUGUGACUAAAGGAAUGAUACACACGACGACUUCUCACGAUCCAACAGAAGUUUUUAAGUCAGAAGCUGGUCGAAUUCGCAAUGUCUUGAAUGCUCUUGGAAUCAUUGCUCUUACAUUUAGAGGCCACAAUGUUGUCUUAGAGAUACAGAGUACAAUUCCGUCAACUAUGAAUUUCACAUCAUCAAAGAUCAUGUUGAAAGGAGUGGCAGGAUCAAAUAUUAUUAGAGCAAUGUGUUUCUUCCCCUUAGCAAUUGUUGGAUACUGGGCAUUUGGAAACGAGAUUCCAACCGAUGAAGGAUUCCUAAUCGCUCUGUCAAGCUCACUUUAUCACCACAUGUCAAAACCAUUGCUCAGCUUGGUAUACAUUCAAGUUGUGAUAAGCUGUUUGACGGCUUUUCAAAUCUACAGUAUGGUUGUCUACGAUAAUUUGGAGUCUGCAUACGCAAACAGGAAAAGCAAGAAAUGCCCAAAGGUUGUGCGUAUAGGAAUCAGGAUUUUCUUUGGAGGUUUGACGUUUUUUAUAUCCGUCGUAUUCCCAUUUCUACCAAGCCUGGCACUAGUUAUUGGAGGGAUAUCGUUACCUUUGACGUUCAGCUACCCGUGCCUCAUGUGGAUUAGGAUCAAGAAGCAAACGACGAAUUACGGGUGGUGGUGGAUUAACCUUGGACUUGGUUGUUUAGGCAUAGGCUUAAGUGUGAUACUGACAGUUGGGGGAGUGUGGAACUUGGCUUCUAAAGGUUUAGAUGCCAACUUCUUUCAUCCACAUUAGGAUGGAAAUCACUCUAAUUCAAGGGCGGAGCUUAUUUGGGGCCCCAGUGGUCGUCCUGGUUUUUUGCAUACUGAAAUUUUUAUACUGCUUGUAUUAAGACGAUCCCCGAUUCUUUCAAGCCCCAUUGGCCCUUUUAGUAAACUUUUCAAGCUUAGCCACUGCUCUGACGAGAGAGUGUGUAACUAAAUUAAGAAAUCUAAAGUUAAUAGAAAGAAACACAAUUUGAA
Molecule: messenger RNA, 1746 nt
Organism: Erigeron canadensis
Lineage: Eukaryota; Viridiplantae; Streptophyta; Magnoliopsida; Asterales; Asteraceae
Product: lysine histidine transporter-like 8
Exons: 5
Coding region: 59-1519 (486 amino acids)
Cellular component (GO): plasma membrane
Source: RefSeq, a predicted model, not a curated record